AUGGCGGCUACGGCAGCAGAGGGGAUCUCCAGCUUGAAGCUGGGCGAAACCACCGGCAAACCCGCCACCAACACCACCAAAAUUGGCGAAAAGGCAGACGAUGUAGACCACGAAGACUCGGACGACGACGCCGAGGAGGCCGAUGGUACCCCCGGCGCAGCCGAAGACGGGGCGAAGAAGAAGAAAAAGAGGAAGCCAAGAAAAAAGAAGAAGAAAAGCGCAGCAGCCACCGGGCCGAAGGUGCAAACCUCCCCGCCUCGAGUCCUCAUCCACGAACUCUUUCCUAAUGACACCUACCCCGAGGGGGAAAUCUGCGAGUACAGGAAUGAGAAUGCGUAUAGGACGACAAACGAGGAAAAGCGCCAUCUCGACCGCAUGAACAAUGACUUCCUCACCGACUACCGUCGUGGCGCUGAGGCGCAUCGCCAGGUGCGGCAGUGGGCGCAGAAUUGGAUCAAGCCAGGCAUGAGCUUGACUGAUAUUGCCAACGGCAUAGAAGAUUCGGUGCGUGCUCUGACAGGCCAUCAGGGUUUGGAAGAGGGUGAUGCCAUCAAAGGUGGGAUGGGUUUCCCCACCGGCCUCAGCAUCAACCACUGCGCAGCGCAUUUUACUCCUAAUGCAGGAGACAAAAAGAUCUUGCAGCAAGAGGAUGUCAUGAAGGUGGAUUUCGGAGUCCACAUCAAUGGCAGGAUCGUCGACAGCGCCUUCACUAUGGCCUUCGACCCUGUCUACGACAAUCUCCUCACCGCCGUCAAGGAAGCGACAAACACGGGAAUUAGGGAGUCUGGCAUCGAUGUCCGCAUGUCCGAUAUCGGUGCGGCCAUUCAGGAAGUCAUGGAGAGCUAUGAAGUCGAGAUCAAAGGGCAGAUGCUCCCCGUAAAAUGCAUCCGCAACUUGAACGGUCACAGCAUUGGAAGGUAUAGCAUUCAUGGGGGAAAGACUGUGCCUAUCGUCAAGGGAGGUGACCAAACUAAGAUGGAGGAGGGUGAAACCUUCGCUAUCGAAACAUUUGGAAGUACCGGGAAGGGCUACGUUAGGGAUGAUAUGGAAGUAUCGCAUUACGCGAAGCGCGACGAUGCGCCAAAGGUUGCGCUCAGAGUCUCGUCGGCCAAGACGCUAUUGAACUCAAUUACGAAGAACUUUGGUACCCUGCCGUUCUGUCGACGGUACUUAGAUCGUCUUGGACAUGACAAGUAUUUGCUUGGGUUGAACAAUCUCGUCUCUGCUGGAAUCGUGGAAGCGUAUCCUCCGCUUUGCGAUAUCAAAGGCUCUUACACUGCCCAAUUUGAACAUACUUUCAUCCUUCGACCCACGGUCAAAGAGGUCAUUAGUCGCGGCGACGACUACUAG
This is a messenger RNA of Lindgomyces ingoldianus, 1350 nucleotides long. Its product is annotated as methionine aminopeptidase 2-like protein. The record is from RefSeq and is a predicted model, not a curated record. NCBI's taxonomy places the organism in Eukaryota, Fungi, Ascomycota, Dothideomycetes, Pleosporales, Lindgomycetaceae. The transcript has 5 exons. The coding region runs from base 1 to 1350 and encodes 449 amino acids. Gene Ontology annotation, biological process: proteolysis. Gene Ontology annotation, molecular function: metalloaminopeptidase activity.